Molecule: messenger RNA, 756 nt
Organism: Exophiala aquamarina CBS 119918
Lineage: Eukaryota; Fungi; Ascomycota; Eurotiomycetes; Chaetothyriales; Herpotrichiellaceae
Exons: 2
Coding region: 1-756 (251 amino acids)
Biological process (GO): vesicle fusion; Golgi to vacuole transport; intracellular protein transport
Cellular component (GO): endomembrane system; membrane; SNARE complex
Molecular function (GO): SNARE binding; SNAP receptor activity
Source: RefSeq, a predicted model, not a curated record
AUGGCGAAUCAACAACCCGGGGACCCCUUCCUUGAAGUGCAAUCCGAUGUCCUCUCGACUCUCACCUCUACCCGCCACCUCUUCUCCAGCUACCUACGGAUCCGAACACUCUCGACAUCGAGCACAAGUCCCGAACUCCAACAAUCACGCGCGGAUCUGAAAUCCAACCUCGAAGCCGUAACGACCGACCUCGGCGACCUCCUAGACUCCGUCUCCGCCGUUGAAUCCGACCCUUACCGAUUUGGACUUGACGUGGCAGAAGUGCAACGGCGCAGGCAGUUCGUCAAGGAUGUGGGCGACGAGGUCGAAGGCAUGAGGCGAGAGCUAGAGGGCGUCACGCACGAUGCAAACGUUGCGGCCUCUACAACUAACGCCUCCGCUGGUAGCGGCGGCAAACUACGACGUCCGUCUUCUUUCGAGGACGAUCGCCGCUACGACGACGAUCCGUACGGCGAGUUCGAGACCCAGCAGCAACAGACCAUGAUGGCGGAGCAGGAUGAGCAGCUCGACGGCGUCUUCCAAUCGGUCGGUGUGCUACGCGGGCAGGCCGUGGACAUGGGCCGCGAGCUGGAAGAGCAAGGCCAGAUGCUUGCCGAGGUGGACACGCUCGCCGACCGCGUUGGGGGAAAGUUGAACGUGGGUGUGAAGAAGGUUGGAGAUGUCAUAAGGAGGAACGAGGAUAGUGUCAGCAGUUGCUGCAUCGCUGUGCUGAUUGUGGUAUUGAUCAUUCUAUUGAUUUUGGUCAUUGUUAUAUGA